UGCCACUUGUGUAACUUUAUAAAUCAAAUAUAAUAGUUUGAAAACAUUGACAGAGACAUUUUUGAGUAUUUCUAAAGUACUGUACUUGCUUUCACAAAAUCCCCAGAAACAGUUUCUGUAGUUUGGUGAAGACUUAAUUUUAAUUGUAGGGUGUUGUUGGGGCUCCAGGUGGGCCUUCAAGCUCCAAGUGGGCUGUACAAACCUGGAGUUUUUAUUUAUUUAUUUAGUUUUGUACAUGACACAGAGUCCAAUAUUGUGUGUUAUGAAUGUCUAAGCCUAAACCCAACCUCACAGUAACCUGCUGUGUUUUAUUAACGUCUACACCUAAACCCAACCUCACAGUAACCUGCUGUGUUUUAUUAACGUCUACACCUAAACCCAACCUCACAGUAACCUGAUGUGUUUUAUUAGUAACUGCUCCACCUCCACCACCUAAACCCAACCUACUUGUGGUCUAAGUCCCUCCCACUUGGAGGUCUCCAGGCUGCAGCAAUACCUACUUGUCCAGCUUUGGCCUGAGAACUGAUGCUCUGAGGUGGAUGGGUCACUUCCCAGUUAUUUUUUAAUUAUUUAUUUUAUUCCCCAAGCUACCCAGACAACACAGAUCAAUCAUUUAAGUGCAUAAGAAGUACAGUAGGUGGUGGUAAUACUUUAUUAACGCUACUGGAUAUUAUGUUAGUUGCUGGAUUUUUCAGUAGUAGGAUCCUAAGGAGUGAACGGCCAGUAAACAAAGAAGAGGAAAAGUGCCUUUACGGGUUUAGUCUGCUGCAAAUAUCAGAAGCUGAUGAAUGAAUGGAGGAGGAAUUCUUGUUGAUCGACAUGAUCCUAAGGAGUGAACGGCCAGUAAACAAAGAAGAGGAAAAGUGCCUUUACGGGUUUAGUCUGCUGCAAAUAUCAGAAGAUGAUGAAUGAAUGGAGGAGGAAUUCUUGUUGAUCGACAUAUUUCAAACCAGACUGCAUCGAUAUGAAGCCUGUGAUCAAUAAUGAAGAGUCUUUUCAGGGAGCUCCAAAAUCUGAAUCCAUUAAUGAUGAUGUGGAAACUUUGGUUCUGAGUAAAACAGAAGGAUCGGCUGCUCUCUUUUGCAGACGGCUGAAAUAUCGAGUAAAAACUGAUGAAACAUCAGAUCAAAGUUCAUCAGAUACUGACACAGAAGAUGAGCUUCCCAUCUCCACAUCUCCAACCCCUGGUAAAAAGUUUGUCUGUAAGCUGUGUGGCUCAGAGUUUGGUAGUAACAUAAGUAUGGUGCGUCACAUGCGAAUACACACAGGAGAGACGCCGUAUGUCUGUGAAGUCUGUGGGAAAGCGUUCAGACGCAAAGACUGGCUUAAACUGCACAGUAGCGUUCAUACUGGUAUCAAACGCAAACGCAAGCGUGAGAAGAAAUUCAGCUGUGAUCAGUGUGAGAAGAAGUUUGAUGGUCCUACUGAUCUUCAGUACCAUUUAAAUAAGCACAGAGGCGAGAGGCCGUUCGCCUGCAUUCAGUGCAAUAAAACCUACUUCAGUAGGUCUGAUCUUUGUCGACACCUCAAGGACUGUCAUUCAGAUAAAAAGUACAGCUGCUCUUUGUGUGGACAUGAAUUCACACGCCACUUUUCGUUGCAGAAACACAUGCGGAUCCACACAGGAGAGAGACCUUACUCCUGUCCACACUGUGAGAAGACUUUCUCCUAUAAAUACAGCUUUGACAUGCAUGUUAAAAGUGCUGUAUGUAGGAGAGAUAAAUGAGAUAUUGUAGUACAAAUGAAAAAUAUGGAAAAAAUAUUCACUUUGUCUCUCCUAUUAUGACUCCAUGUAAGUUGCCAGAUUGAUGACAAUCUAGUUUUACACUGUGAACUGCUCAGCUACUUGCUGUGUUUGUAAUAUUUAUAUUGUUUGCUAAUUAAAACCACCUUGUGGAUUUUUACAACUCUGAA
Messenger RNA from Danio rerio (zebrafish), 1914 nucleotides. The record is from RefSeq and is a predicted model, not a curated record. Lineage: Eukaryota; Metazoa; Chordata; Actinopteri; Cypriniformes; Danionidae.